UUUUAACAUAUAUAAAUCACAAAUUAUCUUACUGAUCUCAUUUUAUAGAAUAAUUUUAACACCUCGCCGAUUUACAGUGAGCUCAAAAGAACUCCACUUCCCACAGACCCUCGCGCGGGGUGCUUAUGACGUCACGAUCAGCUGAUGGCAGUCACAUGACAGUCAUUUUUCUUUCAGUUCUUAGACAGAUCUUGUUCGACAAGUCGGAAACUAACACAUAUUUAAACAUUUAUUCCUUUUAAUCAUGUGUCUGUACACAUUGUACUCCUCUUAAAAUGGAUAAGCUGUUGUUCACAGAAUGAAUAAACUGUUUACCAUCACCGCAUCCAAGUAAUCGUUGUGCCAGAUGUUACUUGACUGUGACGGUUUUGGGUGUUCAGUGGUCUCAGGUUGUCAUCGAGCUUAAAACUACUCGCCAAGAUGAGUCCAGAAGGAAAGACCCUGCUCAACAUUAUUAUCCUGGGCUUGGGAUUCAUGGUGAUGUUCACUGCCUUUGGGACCUGCGGGAAUAUUGAACAAACCGUGAUAAAGAGCUUUAAUAGUACCGAAUUCCAUGGAAGUGGCUACACAAGCAUGGCGAUUAUCUAUGCUGUAUUCUCCGCCUCAAACCUUAUUGCCCCCUCUGUGAUAGCUGUCAUUGGACCUCAGUUGUCUUUGUUUUUUAGUGGAGUUGUUUACAGUGCUUAUAUUGCUGUGUUCAUUCAUCCUUACACCUCGUCAUUCUACACUUUAUCUGUGUUGCUUGGAAUAGCCGCUGCAGUGCUGUGGACAGCCCAGGGUAACCUGCUCACCAUCAACUCUAAAGACUCCACCAUUGGGAGAAACAGUGGAAUAUUCUGGGCGUUGAUGCAGUUUAGCUUAUUCUUUGGCAAUCUCUACAUAUAUCUUGCCUGGCAUGGUAAAAGUCACAUAACCGACAAAGACCGUCAGACGGUUUUCAUCACACUCACGGUUAUCAGCCUGGUGGGCAACUUCCUCUUUUUCCUGAUCCAGCGACCAGACCCUGAACUGGCACCUUCUGAUGACUCUGAGUCACUUCUACCAGCAGACAUCUCUGAUUGUGGCUCAGUGGUUGCAUCGCAGAGUCUGGGCUCUCAGGCAUGGAAUGCAUUCAAGAAAUCCAUAGAACUUGCCAUGACCAAAGAGAUGCUUUUGCUCAGCACAGCCUUUGCAUACUCUGGUCUCGAGCUCACCUUUUACAGUGGAGUGUACGGUACAUGUUUAGGGGCCAUGACUCAAUUUGGAGAGAAUGCCAAAGGUCUCAUUGGCCUCUCUGGGAUUUUGAUCGGUGUUGGGGAAAUACUGGGAGGGGGAGUGUUUGGAAUCCUGGAUAAGUGCCACCGCUUUGGCAGAAACCCAGUGGUGUUUCUAGGGCUCGUUACCCAUUUUGUGGCAUUUUACCUUAUCUUCCUUAACAUAGCCAGUGAUGCUCCCGUGGCCCCAGAGGAAGGCACACAUAUGCAAGCCUACAUUCAACCCAGCGUGCAUGUGGCACUGAUAUGCAGUUUCCUGCUGGGUCUGGGUGAUAGCUGCUACAACACUCAGCUCAUCAGCAUUGUGGGUUUCUUGUUCCCGGAAGACAGCGCGCCAGCGUUUGCCGUCUUCAAGUUUGUACAGUCCAUCACAGCUGCCGUGGCAUUCUUCUACAGCAACUACCUUCUGCUGCAAUGGCAGCUGCUCAUCAUGGUGCUGGUGGGCUUCCUGGGCACAGUGUCUUUCUUUGUGGUGGAGUGGACAGUUAUCCACAGUCGACGGGAUUCGGAUUAUGACAGUAUCUGAGAAGACCUCCUGCCAUCAGCCACACUGAAGAGAUACAUCAGUGGCCAUUUUUGCCAUUGGUUUACACAUCAGCUCUUCAGACUUCUCCUGAACUUUGCCUUUCAGCUGUGGGAACACCUCAUCCCUUAUUCUCCUUAUUCUAUUCAGUCAGCUGUACAGAGUUUUUUUCUUGCACGUAAAAUACAUUAACUCUUCUAAGGGGCUCAAGUGCUGUAACACAAUGCAAAGUUCACAUUUUUUACAGCAUUUAAACUGUGCAAUGCCAGUCACCAUGAAGACCAGUCAACAGGAAGACCUGGAACACUGAACUCAUAUUUCAAACAAUGUUAUAUUUUCUUGGACAUUAAAAGAACAGAAACAUCGGGUAAGAAGCAAUUCAUGUAAAGGAAAAGUUUGCUCUAAAUGGAAGAUUAUGUCAUUAUUUACAUUAUUUAAAAAUAGCAGCAAAAGGGUUUUGGUGAGUAAAUGAUGACAAAACUAUUCCUUUGAGUAAUUCAUAUAUUGUAGAGAAACCUUAGCUCAAAUGUAAUUAUGCCCUGAGCUGUGGAAAAUCAUUUUCAUAUACGCUACGCUGUGAAACGCGCCAGAGAUGAGAAAUAUCAUUGCAGAGACAAAUUUCAUCAGCUUCAAUGUGAAACUCUUAGUUGGAUGCACAGUCAGAAGAUUCGAAUGGAAAUACAUUUGUAUUUUAUUUUAGUUUGUUUUGCCUGAUGCCUUUUUUUUUUUUUUUUUUUUU
Messenger RNA from Myxocyprinus asiaticus (Chinese sucker), 2515 nucleotides. RefSeq names its product UNC93-like protein MFSD11. Bases 421 to 1779 code for a protein of 452 amino acids. The transcript has 14 exons. Lineage: Eukaryota; Metazoa; Chordata; Actinopteri; Cypriniformes; Catostomidae. The record is from RefSeq and is a predicted model, not a curated record.